Molecule: messenger RNA, 1824 nt
Organism: Pseudocercospora fijiensis CIRAD86
Lineage: Eukaryota; Fungi; Ascomycota; Dothideomycetes; Mycosphaerellales; Mycosphaerellaceae
Exons: 1
Coding region: 1-1824 (607 amino acids)
Molecular function (GO): FAD binding
Source: RefSeq, a predicted model, not a curated record
AUGGCAGCAUCAACAGAACCAUUGACCAACGGCGAGCCUCCGCAAGGUGAUGCAGCCGUCGAGACGACUUUUCUCAUCGUGGGUGCUGGACCUGCAGGAGCCUCAUUAGGCUGCUUCCUGGCUUCCUACGGAUUGAAAGGUAUAAUUGUCGCAGCUGCUCCUGGAACUGCGAAGGAACCCCGAGCACACAUCACGAAUCCUGCGGCAUUAGAAUGUCUUCGAGAUAUUGGAUUGGAGGAAGAAGCAAAGAAAAAUGCUACUCCUGGAGGCUGCAUGGCACAUACUCGAUGGUGUCACGACAUGGCUGGCGAGGAAUUCGCUCGGAUCUAUUCGUGGGGAAACCAGCCUGAUCGUAAAGGAGACUAUGAGGCUGCUAGUCCUUGUAGACAUGUUGACUUGCCUCAAACUCUACUGGAACCGAUACUUACCAAAUAUGUCAUCAAUCAUGGCUGGACUGUGCGGUUUGACACUCCUUUUAUCAGUUACAAUCGAGAAGGCCCCACAGGUCCUAUUGUAUCCACCGUCAAGGACAAUCUUACGGGAAAGACAUACGAUAUCAAGUCCAAAUAUCUGUUCGGCUGCGAUGGAGCUCGAAGCCAGGUGAUGAGGCAGCUUGAUUUGCCGCUGAUCAAGUCUCCGGGACAAGGUCUUGCUCUGAACAUCUUGGUCGAAGCAGAUCUAUCGAAGCUCAUGACAAAUCGCAUUGGCAACCUCCACUACAUCACGACUCCAGACAUUGAGCAUCCACCUUGGGGAUGGUCGUGUGUUCUGCGGAUGGUGAAGGUUUGGCAUGAGUGGAUGUUCAUCAUGCUGCCCGAGCCGGGCUUUACGGAUUUCAGCAUAAGACCAAGCCAUGAGGAAUACGAAAAGCGAGUGCGACAGAUGAUUGGAGAUGAUUCCAUUCCCAUCAAGAUCUUAGACGCUUCCAAGUGGUACAUCAACGAAAUCGUUGCCGAGAAAUAUAGCGAUGGCAACAUAUUUUGCCUAGGAGAUUCUGUUCAUCGACAUCCGCCUUUCAACGGUCUUGGAAGCAAUACUUGCAUUCAAGACGCUUGGAAUCUGGCCUGGAAGCUGGCGUAUGUCGAGCGUGGACUUGCAGACCCAAGCCUCCUUGACACCUUCACUCUGGAACGGCAGCCCAUCGGAGCCGGCGUGAUUAAAAGAGCGAAUCAAGGUCUCCGUGAUCAUGGACCAGUCUGGGAUGCUCUAGGUGCCCUGUCCCCAGACGUGGAGGAGCGGAAGAAACAGCACAAUGAAUUGAAAGCUGCCACGCCUGAAGGUCGAGCUCGACGAAAAAGAUUCAACGACGCAAUAGCGUAUACCACGCAUGAGUUCGGGGGCAUCGGGAUUGAAAUGAACCAGAGAUAUGAGUCGAAUGCUGUAUACUUCGACGACGAAAAAGAACCUCCCCGACCUGCCCCGACAGAUGCUGUGCUGGAACAUCAGAUAUCAACGUAUCCUGGCUCAAGACUACCACACGCAUGGUUGAACACGCGUGCGCCUCGAGAACGGAUCAGCACUAUUGACCUCGCUGGUCAUGGAGCAUUUUGUGUCCUCACUGGCAUUGGAGGUGAUGCUUGGAAGAAGGCGGCUCACGAUGCGGUGAGAUAUCUUGGGGUCAAGAUCAAUGCGUACUCGAUUGGUUGGACUCAAGAUUGGGAAGAUGUGUAUGGUGAUUGGGGUCGACGGAGAGAGGUCGAAGAGGAUGGGUGCUUGUUAGUGAGGCCUGACAGGACGAUCGCCUGGCGUAGCGUGAGCAUGAGGGACGAUGCUAGUGCAGCACUUGGGAAAGUUCUCAAGGCAAUUCUCGGGCGGGCAAAGUAG